AUGGUUUUACCCACUGAAAACAGUUCACCAAGAAGCAGCAAAAAACCCCAUCUUUUAAAACCUUGUAACAACACUUCCAUUGAUGGAUCUGAAACUCCUCAAAAUCGUUCAGCUCCUUCUCCUCCUGAAUUAAAGUUUCUGUCUUUCAGUGUCUCCUUCAAUGGGUGGAGGUUUCCAAACAAAAAUUUCAAGUCUUGGGCUAGAAAAAUGGCUGCUUUACACGAACCCAUUUGGAGAAAAGCUGGCAUUUUCGAAGCCGUCACAGCAUCCACAUACAAAAUCAACCCAAACACAGAGCUCGUUCUGGGUAUUGCUGAGAAAUGGUGUCCUGACACCAAAACCUUUGUUUUCCCUUGGGGUGAAACAACCAUAACACUUGAAGAUGUUAUGUUGCUUUUAGGGUUCUCUGUUUUAGGUUCACCGGUUUUUGUAACUCUGGAUAGCUCAGGAGAGAUUAUUAGGGAGAAGCUGGAGAAAGAAUGGAAGAAGGUUAAGAAAGAUAAAGGCAAUGCAACCCAAAGAACAUGGAAGGAGAGAUUCAUGGACAGUGGUGAUGAGCUUGAGCAUGUGGCUUUCUUAGUGUUGUGGCUUAGCUACUUUGUUUUUCCAUCGCGCUAUUAUCAUAUCUAUGGAGCUAUUCUGCCCAUUGCUGUUCAUCUUUCAAGCGACAAUGAUGAAGUAGAUGGUAGACUCACCAUUGCUCAAAUGGUGGGACCUAGUAAGAAGAAAUAUAGUGAUGUUAAGAAUGGUGGACGAGAUACCUCUGAACCGCUUGGUAAAAAAUGUAGAGUUGAGGUGGAUAACAAUGAUUCGGGCCCUUGUCAAAAGCUUGCUUCGACAAGUUAUGAUGGAAAUGAAACUGUACCGCCAUCAGAAAUAGAGAAAAAGAAUGAAGCCACUGAUGAAACUGGAAGCAAAGCAGGUAAGAAUGUUGUGUCACCACCAGAGACAAGGAAAACCUGUGAUGGUGAGCUUGAUGCAAGUAAAAGUAAUGCUGAUAUGAUCAAUGAUGGCAGCAAGCAACCAAAGUGUUUGCUCCACGAAGAUGGUAUCAUAGCAGGAGAAAAGGCAAGUUCAGAUGAGAAAUUGUGCGGUAGUGAAGCUGCAAAGGAAGAUGAUAUUGUUGAUGAUGACAUUAUGAUUAACAACAAUGAACCAGUCUCUCAUCAACAGCAUGCUUCUGGAGGCACUAAAGGAGAUGAAACAAGCAGAGCAUAUGAGAGUGUGGUUCUGAGCCCAUCUGAUGAGUCAAACAUUCACAUCGCUGUAGCGGAAGGAAGUCAGGGACAUGAGCAAAGGUGCGAAGAGAAUGGUGAAGAAGAAGCUGGAAGCAAAGGAGGGAAUAAUACGGUUCUGAGCCCAUUUGAUGAAAACAACUUUUCAGAUCCUCCUUUUGGUGCUAAUGACACUGUUGUGUCUCCACGAGAGACAAGAAAAACCUGUCAUGAUGAGCUUAAUGUAUAUGAAAGCAAUGAAGAUAUAAUCAAUGAUGGCAGCAAGGAGCCAGACUGUUUGCUCCAUGAAGAUGGUAGCAUAGCAGGAGAAAAGACGAGCUCAGAUGAGAAUUUCUGCAGUAGUGAAGCUGAGAAGCAAGAAGAGUCAAACAUUCACAUCACUGUAGCUGUAGGGGAAGGAAAUCAAGGACAAGGCUGUUUGCUUCAUGAUAAUGUCCUCGAGAGUGAUGAAACUUUGAAAUCCAAUGAGGUAAACGAAAAAAGGAACAAGGAUUUUGGUGAGGGUGAUGAUUGCAAUGACUCUUACGGAAAGAAAUUUCAAGAGCUGAAGGUUGAGGCAUUGUCGAUAAAGGAGCGUAUUCUUAAGGCACAAGAAACUGUGACAUGGUUGAAGAAAAGGAGAGCCACAAAACAGAGAGAAAUAGCAGUAGCUCGUUUGGUUUAGGUGUGUUCUAUAUUGUUUUUGGCUGUCAAAUACAAGUAGAGUAUCACAGAUCAAUCUAACCCUUGUGAUCUUUUGGUUUAUUAUCUUUUUAUAUUCCUGC
Molecule: messenger RNA, 1999 nt
Organism: Arabidopsis thaliana (thale cress)
Lineage: Eukaryota; Viridiplantae; Streptophyta; Magnoliopsida; Brassicales; Brassicaceae
Product: Aminotransferase-like, plant mobile domain family protein
Exons: 2
Coding region: 1-1899 (632 amino acids)
Biological process (GO): meristem development; meristem maintenance
Source: RefSeq, marked reviewed